AUGGCGCUGACAACGCCAAGGUGGUGGGUUCAUUUCCGGCAUUAUCCAAUUGGUUUGCUGUUUGAUCUCCAUGCAUCAAAUACAGCCCUGCCUUGGAGCAUCACAGUCCAUUUCAAGAAUUUUCCAGAAAAGGAUCUCCUACAUUGCCAUUCUAAGGAUGUGAUUGAAGCUCAUUUUAUGGCUUGUAUAAAAGAAGCAGAUGCUUUAAAGCACAAAAGUCAAGUCAUCAAUGAGAUGCAAAAAAAGGAUCAUAAGCAACUGUGGAUGGGAUUACAGAAUG
Molecule: messenger RNA, 280 nt
Organism: Apaloderma vittatum (bar-tailed trogon)
Lineage: Eukaryota; Metazoa; Chordata; Aves; Trogoniformes; Trogonidae
Product: autophagy protein 5-like
Exons: 3
Biological process (GO): autophagosome assembly; nucleophagy; cellular response to nitrogen starvation
Cellular component (GO): phagophore assembly site membrane; Atg12-Atg5-Atg16 complex; cytoplasm
Source: RefSeq, a predicted model, not a curated record